GGCUGCGCUCAUUAGUCGACGGACGGCAGGUGUCUUUACCGUUUACUGGCACUGACAGAACCUCGGAGCUCCGAUUGUUUUAGCAUUUGUGUUUUGUUUAAGGUAUUUUUUUGCUCAGACUUGCUCAUUUUUCUGACUCCGGCUGAUGGAGAGGACGUCCGGCUAGGAUGCACGUGGCGCCAUGUCCUUGACGAGGCAGCUGCGAGCCACCGUCAGAUAACUGUGAACCGCAACGAGGAGAAACGCAGCCUAAAAGUGGGCUGACUUUUUCCUCCGUGUCCCGUCUGUACAUCAGCGAUCUCUAGCAAUGGCCUUCUUCAGACAGCUGCGCCUUCUGCUGUGGAAGAACGCGCUGUCGGCCGUCAGGCAGCCGCUGUGGACCCUGACCCUGCUUGCCUGGCCUCUCAUCAUCUUCCUCAUCAUCCUCGUGACCCGUCUUAAGUUUCCUCCGAUACAAAGAGAGACAUGUUAUGUGUCGCCUCGAAACCUACCCAGCGCAGGGUUCUUCCCUUUCCUGCAGACCCUCAUGUGCAAUACAGACAGCAAGUGCCGGAACACAUCGAGCCUGGUGGAUCCAACGGACCCAAAGACUUUCGCAAACACAAGGUCGAGUCUGCUGCAGAGAAGUGCCCCACUGGUCAACCUGUUUCAAGGGGGGAAUUUCUUCAGCUUUCCAGAAAACGACCCUGGGAUGGAUCACACACAAGUGGCCUUAAUCUUGAAUAGAGUUUUUGGUUCUGCGUUCCCAGAUAGUAUUAAUAAUAUCUCCCUGGGGAACAACAAUGACACUUUUCUGGGAAAUCAGGAGGCUCUGAACAGUGCUGGUUCCGUCAACCCGGUGAAAAGGGCCUUUUGCACCGUAACGUUGCCCAUGAUUAACUCGACGUCAUCCCACCCGCUCAACUAUGCUGUGGCCUCCUUCUGCAGCUCUAACACCUCUGUGUUUGAAGCCUCGCUGCUCACGUUGAACCAGGUCCUGACAGAUUUGAUGCUAACAAAACCAAAUGAGACAGUGGCAGCAGCGGAGCAGUCUGUAUUUGUGUUUGAUCAGCUGCAAAAUGACACCUCACUGUGGGAAAGCCUUCUCCAAGUUCCUCAGCUCUUUUCUUCUAGUUCCGACCAAGUCCUCAACAACACAAAGUUCCUGCUUUCCAACCUGCAGGGAGCUGUGAAUGCCAUCCAGGACACCUUCCUUGUAGGAAAUGAUUCACUUUCCAGUAUUCGUCCACUGCUUGUUGGAGGCAUCAGCACGAUCCAUUAUGUUCAAAACUGGCCUGGCAAAGGUGUGUCCAUCCCACUCGGACAGAUAGUCACGUUGCAGAAUGACUCACUAAGUGUGAUGGCGAAAGCAGUUUUGCAGGAAGUACGGAUACCACUGGAUAAGGCCAUUGGCCUCACACUGGACAAGAACAUUGUUCAUUCCUACUUGUGUGACAACAGCAGCAGUUCGCUUUUGCUAACAGCAGCCUGCGCUACAGGCACAGUAAACAUGGUUUUGAGUUGGAUCAGUCCUGACCUGGUGGCAAAACAGGCCCUCCUGGCGUGGAGUAAGGAUGUUGCUCCACAUGAUGUGUCCUUCAUUAAAGCGAUGCUACAGAGUCUCACUGGAGGUUUAUCCCCAGGAGGACAGGGAGGCUCCAACAACGCAAGGAGACGUCGCAGCGUAGAUACACAACCACAAAGCAUCGAGGAGGAGCUAUUUUUGAGUGUUGGUGAAGUGGUGAUGGAGAUUUUACAGGUUGUGCCUGAGGUGGAUGCAAUUGUCCAAAAAAUCCUCACAACUGGUUUUCAGACCAUGAAGACAGCAACACAGACCCUCAAUACUGUAGCAGAAAUAAUAAGCAACAGUCUAAAAGAUGCCGACCAACUUCAACUGACAUAUGUAGAACUGAUGACAAAUGAGACUCAAGCGAGCAUUUGGAUCAAUCGCAUCCUCGACAGUGUGGCAAAGACAGUUAUACAGACCCUGGAAUCCGAGUCUCUAACAUGUGAGGAUCUUCUCAGUCCCUUUAAAUGGCUGUUGAACACUGAGAGCGUAACGGCUGAAGUGUGGAAAUCAGUGAUCUGCCAGAACUCUACUCUUCAGCAGGCUCUGCUUUCCGACUGGCAGCUAUUGGCUCAGGAGACACAGGACAUGUACAACAACCUCACAGGCCAAGAAGACGUCAGUGUAACGCUUCCCUCAAUACUUGCUGAGUGGCAGAAGUUGGCCAAUAGCAGUCUGCAAAUUCAAAAGGUUUUUGAAACACUGAUAACAAACCUGGAUGGAGAAUAUUGGAUGAACUGGAUCCUGGACAACAGCACUGUCGAUGUUUAUGACACGUUUCUACAAAGUUCUGGCUUGUUUGUAGAGUUUUUUGGAGAAAACAUUGAGACAACUGAGCUGUGGCCUGAUAUAAAGGACUACUUCUACAUGGCUUACUGGAUUUUGAGCUACACACCUGGUGUCACAACUCCCCCAGCAAAUUGUUCUGUUAACUACCCCGUAGCAAUUCACUGUGAUACUGGAUUAAACUGGUCACACUUCACUGAAGUUGUGCGUGCGGCUCUGCUAUCACCAGACAAAGCCCUGGUCAACUCUAUUGAAGGGGCUUUGAAUUUUUUGCAGUAUGUGUACGCUGAUGUCUACAAAAACAGAACAGCAUCAUUUUUGAAACAAGAACCUGAUGCUGAAGGCGCCCUCUCUGCUAUCAUGGGCAACCUGACGCAUAACCCAGAUGACUUUUUCCAGAAUAUCUCCAUUCUUCCGUUCAGCAACCUCUCCAAACCUGACAUCAUGUGUUCCCUUCUCCAUAACCUGGUGGAACCCACGGGUCUGUCACCUCUGCUAACUCCACUCCUCAGCAAUUCCCCUGUUAAUGUUUCCACGGUGCUUGAUAUUGCCUCAAAGCUUGGCAGGAUUUACCAGCCCAUUUAUCCUUCCAACGAGACCGACCCAACGAUGCUUGACCUUGAACAACUCAUCAAGCAGUUCCUCUCCUUGGAAGGAAACCUUACCCUGCCUAUAUCUCAUGCGAUGGGGUACAGUUUGCUCAACUGUUCUGAGUACUUUAGCCUCAAUGAUGUGAUCAGCCUCACAAAAGCCUUCCAGCCUUUCAUUAACCAGUCAAACCAAACCUCAGGCCUCGUAGAGACGAUUAUUAGUGCCAUAGAGUUAUGGAAGACAGUGAUGGAUUCUCCAAAUAACGACCCAGCUAACAUCACUCUUGCGUACAUACAGCAGCUCCGAAAACUGACCACAUCUCUGUUCAGAUUGCAGAGCCUUGAGUCUUAUGCAUCUUCAAGUGAGCAACUCAUCGAAACACAAAUCAACCAGAUUUCUGAGGAUUUCGUCAACUUUAUUUCUCCUGAGAUGCUUAAAAACCUUACCGAUGUUGGACCAGACGCUGCUCUGAGUAUUGUCAUCCAGAUGUUUGAAGGAUUCCUACCACCUGAGGUCCAAAAGAGAGUUGCCCCUUUGUUUAUGGAAUUAAGAGGCUUUGUUUCCUUAAUUAUAGAAUGUGCAACAAACCAGAACUGUUCAACCCAAGUGUCAGAAAUCUUCAGUUUCUUAAAUCAAAUAGUAGAGAUGAUGUCUCCAGCCAAUGCAAAUGUCACCCAUGAAAUGCUUAGCAACAACACUAUUCUAGAGGAAACAAAGUUUGACGAGAUUGCAUCCAUGCUCUUCUCGCUUCUCCUAUCUCACAGCAAUGAAACUAACAUGGGAACAGUGAAUCAAACUCUUCAGUUCAUUAGAAUGAUCAUGGCUGAACCAAAUAUUUCUGUGUCUGAAAUCCAGAAUGCCCUGGAACAGUCAAACCUAACCCUUGAACAACUGGAAGACAUUGCUGAAUUAGCCCAAGCUGUCAACAUAAGCAAGCUGUUGGAUGAUAUGAUGGAAAUCUGCAAUGCAAAACAAUGUUUUGAGCCACAGCAGGACUCAAUGGAGACAGCCAAGUGUGUCAUGGAACUGAUUGAUGCCAUCAGCAGUUUUCUGGGUCAGCUACCAGAUUUCUGCAAUGAGACAGCCAUUUUCCUUAACAUCCCAUUAGUCAUCAAUGACACUAUUAGUGAUAUCAUCCAAGAUAACUCUAGUUCCAGUCCAAAUGUGGCCCUCAUGCAAACCUUAAAGAGCAUCUUAGCCAAUAUCAGGAUGAACCUGGAUCUCAACCAGCUGAACACACCAGAGAUCAUGUGGGAACUAGACGUGUUGGAAGGGCUAAUCCAGCUGUUUGCCAACACGGAGGAACCUUUCAACUCCACCUCGAUGAUGGACCCAUUUGAUGCUCAGAAGGUUUAUCUGGAGAUAGUGGAGUGGUACCUGAAAAGGCUGGAGAACAUCACCAGCAACAGCUCAAUCUCAGAUCUCAUCCAUCCAUUUUUUUGCAUCACACAAAUGCAAAUCACAUUACAACUGGCACAAACGGACUUCUCCUCCUUUGUCAGCAACCAGUACAUAUUGCUAAUGAACAGCCUCCAAUAUCCAAUAGAUGAUGCAGGUGUAAGCAAAAUUGGCAAGACAGUUGUGGAGGUUCUUGAGCAUCUGUUUGACUUAAUAACAUUUGACCUGGAGGUUCAGAAUGCCAGCUUGCAUUCAGAUCUGUUCAACAGAGCCAUUCUGAAUGCUACUGGGCACCAUAUUAAGCAAUACCUUGAACUGCUAGAAAAGUGGACGACACAACCCAAUGUCUCCUUGGCUCUCAGUCGUCUCUUCCUUUGGGGAAAUUCCUCUAUGAAUGUCUCCAUGCCCAUGACAGACAUCCAGCAGUUGCUGAAGUCACUGGAUAAUUUUGAUGAGCUUGAUGAUGAGCUAAUUGAACUCUCUGUCAUUAACAAUAUCACCCAGUGUCUGAAAAAUGCUUUAAUGCUCGCGGAGGUUCCAGGUGGUCUACAGAGUGAUGACUUCUUAAAUGCCGUCUUGGAUGCGGUCAAAUAUGUUAUGCAGACCUGGACUGGAGGCACAGAAGACCUGCCUGUCUCUACACAGGAAGACAUCCUGGAUAUUCUGAGUGAUUCAUUGCAAGUCAUUGUCCAACCAGGCGUCAGUUUUGCCUCCCCACGUAACAUCUCUCUGCUCAUCCUCAAGACAGCUGAGACAACCAUCCGAUACACAGCACCAGAUACGUUCAGUAAUUACAUCAUGUAUGGACUCCAAGUAGCCACCACCUAUUUUGAGAGCACCUCAACAUCAGGUGUGCCAGACGACUGGAGUGAGAUGAUUUUGAAGGAAAUGAAGACAGUCCAGGGUUUCCUGCCACCAAACUCUGCAGCCCAAGCUUACAUUUCUGUGCUCAUUGACAUCACUAACACUUUCCUUGAGUCUUACCCAGACAAUAUGCGUAUCUGGUCAGGUUUUGAAAAUGCAACAGAAGGAAAUGUGUCCCUAAUUCUUGACCAGAUGACCAAUGCUCUGUGGCCUGUGGUUAAGGAUGGUCCAGGCUCAUUUAGAAUGAAAGCCUCACCUUUGAAGAGCUUUGCUGAUCUUCCUUCAUUCCUGGAGAUGGUGAUGACUGAGAAAGCAGACGAAGACACAUGGGAAAACCUUCAAGAAAUGCUGGCAUCCCUUCUGUCAACCCUUGAUGGAACAGAGCUAUGGGGCAACACAUCAUUUGCUAUUUCUCGUUUUGAAAUCAUGAUAGAAACUUUGGUGAACGUUGAGCAAGCACAAAAUGAGAUGAUACUAAGCCUCCAGAUGCUAUUGUUGACCCUGAUGGAGGAAGUCGCACAGCACGCCAACAACACUCAUUUGAACUUGUCCGACGUCUCAGACAAAGUGCAGCUUGCCCUUCAAAACAUGACCAAUGGCACAUUAGAGUGUGAUGAAGUUCUCACAGACUGGGAGCCUGUCAGAGAAGCAGCAGGUAUAAGUCAUGCUGCUAUGGCUAUGGUGUGCAACAUCAGGCUGCAGCCCGUCUUGGGUGCCUUAACUGCAGCUCAAACACUCUACCCCGGCCUGAACAUGAGUAGCAUGGGUGCUGGACCAGUGAAUGCGAGCGAUGCAGCCGCCAGGAUUGUCAACACUGUACAGUCUCUCUAUGAAGUCAGUGUCAACCAAACGCUUGUGACAGUGCAGCUUAUCGGGGCUUUUUCAAACCAGCUCUCUAUGCUGGCAAGUCAGCCUUUGAGCCCUGAGGCACAGCUUUACUGGAACCAACAGCUCCAGGACAUGUAUUUCCGAGACAGCUUGUCUUCCACCAACUUUCAGCUUCCAGAUGAGGUGCUUAACAUGGGACCCUACAUCAUUCCUUAUAUCAGAGCUAUAGCGAAAGCGUUGAAUUUUACCCUCAACAACUACUUUACUACUCAAAACAGAAGUACAUCUGACGAGCUCUUUGAAGAAGCAGCAGCAACAACGUUUCUAACCUCUGUGAACACCACCUUGGACAACCUGCUCUCCAUGUUAGGGGGAAACUUGACUGGACUCAAUGAGUCCACUAUAGCUGACAUGGCAUGGGAAGGUGUCAAAUUGCUGAACCGCUGGCAGGCAUUCAAGAAGGACCCCACCAUUUACCAAGCAUUGCAACAAUUCCUGAAAUCUGAGAGCAAAAAAGAGAUAUUACUUAAGAUAGCAAAGAUUUGCACAUGGUUGGGUACUAUUGAAUCAAACAUGACCUCAGACAACAUGAUUUUGGGAUACUGGUCCAGACUCAAUGAUACAUCUUUUUCUAACAUGAUGAGGGAAGCUGUGAAUCUGCUGAGUGACCAAGGGAUAUUUGGAGAUAAACCUAUGGUUUACGAAGCCUUGGGGCAUUUCCUGAAAUCCACUGAUAAAAGGGCAACUUUAAAGAAGGUGUCAAAGUUUACUGCAUUGUUGGCAUCUAUUCACGCAAACAUCACCUCAAACAUCUCCAUGAUUUCGGGGAACUGGUCUGGAUUCAAUGAGACAUUUUUUACUAACACGAUGUGGGAAGAAAUAAAACUGCUCACUGACAAGGAAGUAUUUGGAGAUGAACGUAUGAUUUACCAGGCCUUGGGAGAAUUCCUGAAAUCCAAUGACAGAAGUGUGAUUUUACCAAAGAUAACAGAGAUUAACAGAUGGUUAGCCUUCAUUGAAGCAAACAUCAACUCAGACAACAAUUUCCCCUCAAUUUCGGGAAAUUGGUUUGGACUCAAUGAAACAUCCUUUGCUACGAUGACCAGGAAAGCUGUGGAACUGCUGAGUGAGCAACAGUUAUUUAGAGAAGAACCUAUGAUUUACCAAGCCAUGGAGCAAUUCCUGGAAUCCAAUGACACAAUGGCAACUUGCAAAAUGCUACCAAAGUUCACUGCGUGGUUGGCCUCUAAAGAAGCAAACAUUACCUCGGGAAAUUUCCCCUCCAUGAUUUAUGGAAACUGGCUCAGACUCAAUGAUACAUGUUUUACUAACGUGAUGAGAGAAGCUAUGAAACUGCUGAGUGAACAAAAGAUAUUUGGAGAUCAGCAUAUGAUUUACCAAGCCCUGGAGCAGUUUGUGGCAUCUAGUGACCAAAGGGUGGAUUUACAGAAGGUGUCAGAGUUCACUGCAUGGUUUACCUCUAUUGAAGGAAACUGCCCUUCAAACAACAUCUCCAUGAUUUGGGGGAAUUGGUCUGGACUUGAUGAAACACCUUUUACUAAAAUGAUGAGGGAAGCUGUCAAACAGAUAUUUGGAGAUGAACCCAUGGUUCAUGAAGCCUUGGAGCAAUUCCUGGAAUCCAUGACAAAUGACAAAAGGGAAAUUUUACAGACACUAGCAGCGCUUAGCACACAGUUGUCCUUCACUGAAGCAAACAUUACAAUAGACAACAUCUUCUACAUGAUUUGGGGCAAUUGGUCAAGGCUCAAUGAUACAUCUUUCACUAACAUGAUGAAGGAAGCUGUGAAACUGCUGAGUGACCAUACGAUAUUUGGAGAUGAACCUAUGGUUUACCAAGCCCUGGAGCAAUUCCUGGAAUCCAAUGACAAAAUGGCAACUUUAACAAUGCUAGCAGAGAUUAUUGCAUGGUUGGCCUCUAAUGAGGCAAACAUUACCUCAAACAACAUCUCCAUGAUUUGGGGAAACUGUUCUGGACUUAAUGAGGCAUCAUUUAAUAACUUCAUAAGGAAAGCUGUGAAACUGCUGAGUGAACAAAAUAUAUUUGGAGUAGAAUCUAUGAUUUACCAAGCCUUGGAGCAAUUUCUAGAAUCUGGUGAAAAAAGGGUGACAUUAACGGUGCUAGCAGAGUUCACUGUGUGGUUGGCUUCUAUUGAAGCAAACAUUACCUCAAACAACAACAUCUCCAAGAUUUGGGGCAAUUGGUCGAGGCUCAAUGAUACAACCUUUACUAACAUGAUGAAGGAAGCUGUGAAACUGCUGAGUGUCCUUGGACAUGAACCUAUGAUUUACCAAACCUUCGAGCAAAUCCUGGAAUCCAAUGACAAAAUUGCAACUUUAACUAUGCUACCAGAGCUCACUGCGUUGUUGGCCUCUAUUGAAGCAAAUGUUACCUCAAACAACAUCUUCAUGAUGUGGGAAAAUUGUUCUGGAUUCCAUGAGGCAUUAUUUGCUAACUUGACGAGGGAAGCUGUGAAGCUGCUGAGUGAACAAAAGAUAUUUGGAGAUCAGCCUAUUAUUUACCAAGCCCUGGAGCAGUUUGUGGCAUCCACUGACCAAAGGGUGGUUUUACAGAAAGUGUCAGAGUUCACUGCAUUGUUGGCCUCUAUUGAAGCAAAUUGCACUUCAAACAACAUCUCCAGGAUUUGGGGAAAUUGGUCUGGACUCAAUGAAACACCUUUUACUAAAAUGAUGAGGGAAGUUGUAAACCUGCUCAGUGAACAACAGAUAUUUGAAGAUGAACCAAUGGUUUACGAAGCCUGGGAGCAAUUCUUGGAAUCCAAAAACGAAAGUGAGAUUUUACAGACACUAGCAGAGAUUUGCACAUGGUUGGCCUUUACUGAAGCAAACAUCACCUCACACAACCGCUCCAUGAUUUGGCGAAACUGGUCUGGACUCAAUGAUAUGCCUUUUACUAACAUGAUGAAGGAAGCGGUGAAACUGCUGAGUGACCAAAAGAUAUUUGGAGAUGAAGCUCCAAUUUAUCAAGCUUUGGAGAAAUUCCUGACAUCCAAUGACAAAAGAGUAAUUUUACAGACAAUAGCAGAGAUUAGAAUAUGGUUGGCCUCUAUUGAAGCAAACAUCACCUCAAACAACAUCUUCUCCGUGAUUUGGGGAAACUGGUCUGAACUCAAUGAGACAUCUUUUACUAACAUAAUGAGAGAAGUUGUGAAACUGCUGAGUGAACAAAAGAUAUUUGGAAAUGAGCCUAUGAUUUACCAAGCCUUGGAGAAAUUUGUGGCACAUAGUAACCAAAGUGUGUUUUUACAGAAAGUGUCAGAGUUCACUGCUUCGUUGGCCUCUAUUGAAGCAAAUGGCACCUCAGACAACAUCUCCAGGAUUUGGGGAAAUUGGUCUGGACUAAAUGAAACACCUUUUACUAAAAUUAUAAGGGAAGUUGUAAAUCUGCUCAGUGACCAACAGAUAUUUAGAGAUGAAACAAUGUUUUAUGAAACCUUGGAGCAAUUCCUGGAAUCCUGUAAUGAAAGAAAGUUUUUACAGACAGUAGCAGAGAUUUGCACAUGGUUGGCCUUUACUGAAUCAAACAUCACCUCAAACAACCUCUCCAUGACUUGGGGAAACUGGUCUGGACUCAGUGAUAUGCCUUUUACUAACAUGAUGAAGGAAGCUGUGAAACUCCUCAGUGAACAACAGAUAUUUGGAGUAGAACCAAGUAUUUAUCAAACCCUGGAGCAAUUACUAAUUUCCAACGGAACCUUUUUGGUUCAAAGAGGCGAAGAGUUCUCUGCCAGGUUGACAUCUACUGAUGCAAACAUUACCUCUGACAUCAUCUUUUCUAUUGUGUGGGAGGAAUUGUCUGGACUUACUGGGACACGAUUUGUUGACAUGACAAAAAAGGCUGUGAAACUGAUGAGCGACAUUCAGAUAUUUGGGGAUCGGCCUAUGAUAUAUGAAGACUUGGACCAAUUCCUGACAUCCAGCAACACAAGCUUCAUGGUGAACACAAUUGUUGAGUUUAUGCAUUCAUGGUUGCCCUUCAGUGAAAGAAACAGCAGCUCGGACAUCUAUUCCAUGUUGUGGGGAGAGUUUUCUACACUCAAUGAGACACGGUUUACCAACAUGACGUGGGAAGCUGUCAAACUAAUGAAAGACCUGCGCAUAUUUGGAGACACACCUAUGGUUUACCAAAUUCUGGGAUCCAAUGACACAAGCUCUAUUGUGCAGAAGGUGGCUGAGAUGUCUGUGUGGUUGGUCACUACUGAAGCAUCAGGACUAGAGCUGCUGAACCAGGCUCUGCCCAAAAUAUAUGACAUUGUCAAGCCUAUUUUUUCUGUUCUGAAGCAGAUGAGUGUGGAUGCACAGGGAGACAUGGAACUGUACGAGGAGCUAGCUGAAAAUGUAUUGAAUACGCUGAUGCUGUUGGGGAGCAAUAGAGAUCUUCUGCUGCCUAUGGACCUGUACCAAGGUGUUUAUCAACAGGAAAGCAUCAGCAACUAUACUGCAGUCAAACCGAUGAUCUCACCGUUAUUGAGGGACCCCAUGGACGAUCUCAUAAACCUGUUCUCUAUCAACUACCAUGCUAUGUUUCAAGCCAUCGCUGUUCCUCCGACCACAGAAGACCUCAUGGAGACAGCGCACGUGUUUUUUAAUAACCCCAAUUUGAAUGUUGUGUUGAAGGGAGCUUCUGUGGACAUUCCAUGGGGCUUGAAUGCAUCUAGGGAAGAGACUAUUGAUGCUGCCCUUGGAAUGCUCUCCUCUCUUACUACUCCAGACACAUCCCAAAAGCCAUUCAUGUAUAUCCUGACAAGUGCUGUAGACAUGCUUCCUGAUGAGUUUCCAUUCUCUUCACUGCUUAAGAACAUCACAAGAGCACUGGCCAAAGAGUAUCAAGAGAAUCUGAACCUCACGAACCUGAUCAUCCAAACAGUCUCAGAGCUUUCCCCAAUGAAUCUGACAGAUCCACAAUUCACAGAGCAACUUGACAUGCUGCGAUCCCAGGUGUGUGCCUUGGAGAGCUCAGAGACUGUAGGUGUGCUGAUGUCGUCCCUCUCCAUGGAGCCUGGCCUGCUGUGUGACACGUUUUUGCCCAGCCUGGAGAUCCUCUUUUACAGUGUCAUUAUGAACAUGACCUCCCUGACUGAAUCCAUCGUUCAGGCUGUCAUCGGAGAUCCCAACACCUACAAUAUUCAACCAACCUGGGCCUCGGUGUUGAGUGAAACAUGGGGCAUUAACAUUAGCAGCCUCUCAGAUUUUCUCAACAUUAGCAUCUCAUCUCCAGGAAAAGUGACAGUUGGCAAGUUGUUGAGAAAUGAAACGGCCUUUGUUUUGGAGGUUCAGCAGAGAAUGAAUUUUGAUCCAGCUGUUCUCAGCCUGCUGAUGAACACCACUCUGCCAGACAAAAAUGUGGAGAUCCUGACCUGGCUGGUCAACCUGCGCCACUGUGGCUCCACACCAGACACGCCAGACAUCAUCCUACAGACGUUCUGCUCCUUCUCUGUUGAACAGUGGUACACCUUCUCAUUACUGAUGGCUCGAUAUAUCGACACUGAAGAGGUCUUCUACAGAGUGGUGUUGUCUGAAGACCUGCAGAGCGUUUUGGAAGUGAUGCUUAUAAUAGCUAAAUCUUUAGCAGACAUGAUGGAAAGGAUUCUUCCUGCCAUUGGUCAACUGCAAAACCUCAUGCUGAACAUCCAAGAUCUCAACCUGAUGGCCAACAACGAAUUUAAACAAAUGACAAGAGGACGAAGGUCCAUUUCCAGCCAAGCGACAUUUUCCACCCUCUCCCGAGCAAUGUGCAGCAACAGUAUGAAGUCUCUGUUUGACAUUAUCAAACCCACCACUGCGACACAGUCGACCUACUUCAGCGACCAAAACAGGGAAGAUUUGAUGAAUAGGUUCAACAUUCCCCGAAAUGCCACCCCCUUCUGUACAAACCUGUACCUAGACAUGGUCAGUACCACAGAGGGAGCCGUCGCCUGGGCUUUCCUGAAACCAAUGCUAAUGGGACAAAUCCUGUUUACCCCUGACACGCCUGUGACCAGAAGCAUCAUGGAGAAGGCCAAUGCCACUUUGCACGAGUUUGCGAAUCUGAGGAAGAACUCAGAAGACUGGAUUAAAGCCUCCAACUACAUCUUUGAGUCCUCUGCUCAGCUCAGCUCCACUUUGCCAAUGCUGCAGAGUUCCCUUGCGAAUUCCUUUGUGAAGAAUUUCAUUGAGAUGCAUACAGACAUCAAUGUUGACAGAAUGAAGGAGACGCUCAGCAGCUUCUCAAAUAUGACGUUGAUGCUGGAGACAAACAAAUACAUGGUGAAACAGAUCACCGCCUUGUCCAAUUUGAUGGUCGACGUGUCCUCCUGUGUCACGUUUGACCGUUACCGUGGCUUCGACUCUGCUGACGAGCUCAACACUGUGGCUCAGGAACUUGCUAAAACACGUGAUCUUUAUGCAAGCGUUAUCUUCAAACUUCCCAAAGAGCAGGACUCAUCGACUAGUCGUCCAUCCAGGUCCCUCUCCCCAUCUUCUCUGCCUCCCCAAGUUAGCUACACCAUCCGUAUGCACAUGGAAAAUGCCAUGCGCACUGACAGAGUUCGGGAGCCCUUUUACGUGAAGGACACAUACAUCAUUGCCAGGCGGACGAUGCGCUACAAUCGAGGCUUUCUCUACCUCCAGGAGUCCAUUGAUCGGGCGAUCAUUGAGGCCCAAGUGGGACAAAGAGUCACAGAGCCAGCUGUGCAGCUGCAGCCCUUCCCCUAUCCAUGCUUUCAUCGUGAUGAGUUCCUGCAGGCCAUGUCUUAUGUCUUUCCAGUCAUGCUGAUGACAGCCUGGGUGCUGUUUGUGGCUGAUUUUGUGAGGAGACUAGUGCAUGAGAGAGAGCUGAGGCUGCAUGAGUACAUGAAGAUGAUGGGCGUCAACCCACUCAGUCACUUCUUCGCCUGGUUCAUUGAAUGCGCUACCCAACUCCUGAUCACCACCUUCAUCCUCACUCUGAUGCUGAAGUAUGGCAAAAUUCUGCCCAACAGCGACGGCUUCCUCUUGUUCCUGUACCUCUGUGAUUACGGCUUGAGCACCUUAGCCUUCAGCUACCUGGUCAGCUCCUUCUUUGACAAGACUUACAUCGCCGGCCUAAGUGGCAGCCUUCUCUACAUCCUCUGCUUCUUCCCGUACAUCAUGGUCAUAGCCCUGGAGACGAACCUCACUCUUUCUCAGAAGAGCGCACUGGGUUUAUUUGCGCCCACCUGCUUCAGUUAUGCCAGUCAAUAUGUCUCUCGCUAUGAAACCCAAGGAGAAGGAAUUCAAUGGAGCAACGCGUACACCUCGCCCGUAUUUGGAGACACGGCUUCGUUCGGCUGGCUGUGCUGGCUGAUGCUCAUUGACUCCAUCCUCUACUUCAUCAUUGGAGGUUACAUCCGCAUGGUCUUUCCAGGAAAAUACGGCAUCCCAGCUCCGUGGUACUUCCCGUUCACAGCCUCCUUCUGGUCUAAUCUGUGCUGUAGUGCUAAGUCAGAGAGUAAGGUGGGGAAAGGACUCCUCAUCACCAACAUCUUGCAGAGAGGCCAGUAUGCCUUCGAUGAUGACAAGGGCAAAGGAGAAAGCACUCUUUCCACCCAGGCUGAAGAGGAUUACUCUCAGCUCCCAGUGGGUGUUAGCCUCUACGGUCUCAGCAAGCUCUAUGGCAACCGUGCAGCCAUCGAAAACCUCAACGUUUCCUUCUACGAGGGCCAUGUCACUUCGCUGCUUGGUCACAAUGGCGCUGGCAAGACCACCACCAUGUCUCUCCUGACUGGUCUUUUCCCCCCAACAUCUGGCACCAUUGAGGUGUACGGCAGAGAUAUGCAGGCCAACGUUGAUGACGUUCGCAAAGAACUGGGUGUGUGCAUGCAGUAUGACGUCCUCUUUGACCACCUGACCACCGAAGAGCACCUGCUGCUGUAUGCCCAGGUUAAGGCCCCACACUGGUCAGCAGGGGAACUGCAUGAGCAAGUGCGAAGCAUCCUAGAGGAGACUGGCAUGCACGCUCACAGGCACAAGCUGGUAGGCACCCUGUCGGGCGGCAUGAAGCGAAAGCUGUCAAUCUCCAUUGCUUUCAUAGGAGGCUCUCGCUUGGUGGUCUUGGAUGAACCCACCACAGGAGUCGAUCCUUGCUCCAGGCGCAGUAUCUGGGAUAUUGUUAUCCAAAAUAAGAGACACCGCACCAUCAUCAUGUCCACCCACCACCUGGAUGAGGCUGAAGUGCUGAGCGACCGCAUCGCCUUCCUGGAGAGAGGAGGAUUGAAAUGCUGCGGAUCCCCCUUCUACCUCAAAGACAAGCUGGGACAAGGCUACAAACUCACCCUCACCAAGAAGCCACAGAUGAAAAACAUAGACUCUGAGCCCAUUGACAAUGCAACACUGAAGUCCUUUGUCCAAGCCCAUGUACCUGAAGCACGACUGAAGGAAACCCAGGGAAGCGACUUGGUCUACUCACUGCCUCCCUUCACCUCGUCCAACUCCUCCUCAUACCGCUCUCUCCUGACGGCACUGGACUCCAACCUGGACGCCCUGCAGCUGGGCGGCUACGGCAUCUCUGACACCACCUUAGAGGAGGUUUUCCUUCAGUUGACUCGUGAAGCUGCUGAAGCUGAAGGCGGUGCCCUGUCUAUCUCAGAAACACUAUCUGACACCGCAUCUGUUGACAGCUUCUCUUCAGACCUGAGCGACAACACCUCCAACUUCAGUGACAGGAUCAAGCUUACUGGUUCUUCAGUGGUGCAGGGCUUGGACCUGGCCUGGCAGCAGAUGACGGCCAUGCUGAUCAAGAGGUUCCACCACUCACGCAGAGACUGGAAGGGUCUGAUGGCACAGAUCGUGCUCCCUGUUCUGUUCAUGGUGUUUGCAAUGUCUCUCGGCUCAAUAAAGAAUGACCUAAAGAGCUAUCCUGCCCUGGAACUGAGUCCUGCCCUCUACAACAUCGGACCAAGCUACUCCUUCUUCAGAAACCUAAAUCCCAAAUCCAGCCAGCUUGCGGACACCAUGACGUCAUUCCCUGGGAUGGAUAACGCCUGCCUGGACAACCCUAAUAACGCGGUCUGCCAGAGAAGCACUAACUCCUGGACUUCAAGUGGUAACAGCUCCAAACCCUUCGACAUCUGCAAAUGCAAACGUGAAGAGCAGCUUUGUGAAGGGGGCAGCUCACGGGUCCCACAUAAACAGAUUCCCUCAUCUCAAAUUGUUUAUAACAUCAGUCCCUAUGAUGUGGAGACCUACCUACUAGCCACAACCAAUGAGUUCAUCAGGAACAGGUACGGCGGGUUUGACUUCGGCUUGCCGCUUCCUUCCGACUUACAAAUGGAUCUGCUGCCAGUGCCCAAAAACCGUACUCUGUCUAAGGUCUGGUACAACCCCGAAGGCCACCACACCAUGCCAGCAUAUUUGAACAGCCUCAACAACUUCAUCCUACGCUCCAAUCUUCCUGCAGACAAGGAUCCGCGUACAUACGCUAUUUCAGUUUCCAGUCAUCCCUAUUUCGGCCGAGAAGAUGACGAUGACAUAAUCAUUCAGGGGAUGCUCCAGAUCCUCGUGGCCAUGUGUGUGCUGACGGGUUACUCCAUCACCACCACCAGCUUUGCCAUCUAUGAAGUCAAAGAGCACCACAGCGGCUCCAAGAGGCUGCAGCACAUCGCUGGCAUCAGCGAGCCGUUUUACUGGACCGUCAACUUCCUUUAUGACAUGUUUGUCUACAUGAUCCCAGUGACUCUGACUCUUGGGGUGAUAGCAGCCUUUCAGAUUCCAGCAUUCACAGAUCGACUAAAUUUGGCUGCCAUCGCUCUCCUUCUGGUUCUUUUUGGAUUUGCCACCUUCCCCUGGAUGUACCUGCUGUCAGAAGUCUUCAAAGACGCAGAAAUGGCCUUCAUCACAUACGUGUGCAUCAACCUCUUCAUCAGCGUCAACACCAUCAUGUCCUCCUCCGUUCUCUACUUCUUGAGUCAACUCACAACGCGCAACGCUCAGGCCAUCAAGGACCUCUGUGAGAAGCUGAGCCGAGCCUUCCUAAUAUUCCCCCAGUUCAACUUUGGCAACGGGCUGAUGGAGCUGGCUAGGAUGAACAUCCAGGUCCAGGUCCUCAGUGGGUACGGCAUCGAUGCCUACAAGAACCCGUUCUCCACCGACGGCCUGGGCUGGAUGUUCAUCGCCUCUUUCAUCCAAGGCGUGGUCUUCUUUACCCUGCGCCUCCUGCUGAACAAGACUCUCAUACGCAAAGUCAGGAGUCUGAUUUGCGGCAAAAAGGCAGUGCCACUGAUGCCCACUGAGGGCGAAGGUGAUGAGGAUGUGGCCGCAGAGCAUCUGCGCGUCUCCAGCGGAGCCGCCAGCGCCGACAUACUGCAGGUCAACCAGCUCACUAAGGUGUAUCAACACCUCAAAAAGAAGGUGUUUGCUGUGAAGAGGGUCUCUGUCGGCAUCCCUGCAGGAGAGUGCUUUGGUCUGCUGGGAGUGAACGGAGCAGGGAAAACCACCACUUUCAAGAUGCUGACUGGAGACGUGAGCCCCACCGGUGGCACGGCACAGAUCAAGGACUGGGACGGGCGGUUGGUGGAUAUCAUGGAGUGCCGCAACAAAGGCAUCAACAUCGGCUACUGUCCCCAGGUGGAUGCGCUGGACGGCCUGCUCACAGGCGAGGAGCACCUGUACUUCUACGCUCGCGUCCGGGGCGUCUCAAAGAAGGAGGUCACCGGGGUGGUGAACUACCUGCUGACGAGACUAGAGCUGAACUACCACAAGAAAAUCAUUAGUGAUAGUUACAGCUGUGGAACCCGCAGGAAGCUCUCUACAGCGCUGGCGCUCAUCGGCCAUCCUCAAAUCCUGCUCCUGGAUGAGCCGAGCUCAGGCAUGGACCCUCGCACCAAGCGUCACCUAUGGAAAAUUAUCUCAGAGGAAGUGAAAGGAAAGUGUGCCGUGGUCCUCACCUCCCACAGCAUGGAGGAGUGCGAGGCUCUGUGCAGCCGCCUUGCCAUCAUGGUGAAAGGUCAGUUCCGAUGCUUGGGCUCCCUGCAGCACAUUAAGAACAGGUUUGGCAGUGGGUUCACUGUGAAGAUGUACUUGGCCAAGACUUCCAGUGACGCAGCAGCAAUCACCAGGUUCAUGCAGCGCCAAUUCCCCAGCACUUAUCUCAAGGACCAGCACUCAAACAUGGUGGAGUACCACAUACCUAGUGCUCCAGGAGGGGUGGCUGACAUCUUUGACCAGCUGGAGUCCAACAAGAAUGCUCUGCAGAUCAAACACUUCUCUGUGAGCCAGACCACACUGGAUGAGGUCUUCAUCAACUUUGCCACAGAAAAGAUUGAAAUGUAAAACGUCUCAAUUCAAAGUGAAAACGAAAGUGAGGACCUGGACUCCAUUAAGGGAGUGGGAAAAUUGUGCAGACACCCACAGUACAAUAAAACAACAUCAUGAAUCAUCUGUGGAAACCCUGUUCAACUAUUAAUGUUUUAACAUGCGGUAUUAUUUCUGCUGGACUACUGAUAUAAAGAAUAAUGAAUCCUAGUUAAACUGACAAGAAGUAGAACACAUGACCCUCAUAUCCUUAUAUGCACAUAAGAAACAUUUUGAUAAACAGAAAUGUAAUUUUUUUAAAGUUUAUACUGUAUACUGUACUGUAAGUUACAUGACUGCACUAUGUUUAUAUUUAUGAAGGAUUUGUAGGCUCCUAAUAUAUUUUGGACUAAAUAUUAGAAUAUAGAACAAAGAACUGUAUUUUUUUCUUUUAUUUAGCCGUAAUUUUGGCUAAUAACGUUUUUUGUAAAAACGGAUAAGAUAGACUUUAUAGUAACAUUAGAACUAUGCAUACAGUUACUUACAUACAAAACUACAGUAUAGUAUUUCUUAAAAACUAUUAAAGUACAUCUAAAUGUGUCUACCUGCUGAAAUCUGAAAAAAGAAAAUAUUUACUUUUAAACUAAGCACUUUUGCUAUUCUAUUAAACCACUUUUCAAAUGAAUGUACUGAAUAUUAUAUAAAUUGAUCCUGACUUAGGACCAUUUCUCAAUUGUCUUGUAUAUGUAUCCGUCCUAUUUUUUAAUUCAAAUUAAACUAUUUUCAAAUGA
Betta splendens (Siamese fighting fish) is the source of this 18069-nucleotide messenger RNA. RefSeq names its product ATP-binding cassette, sub-family A (ABC1), member 12 (gene abca12). Gene Ontology annotation, biological process: lipid transport; transmembrane transport. The transcript has 71 exons. Gene Ontology annotation, molecular function: ATP binding; lipid carrier activity; ABC-type transporter activity. The record is from RefSeq and is a predicted model, not a curated record. Lineage: Eukaryota; Metazoa; Chordata; Actinopteri; Anabantiformes; Osphronemidae. The coding region runs from base 308 to 17317 and encodes 5669 amino acids. Gene Ontology annotation, cellular component: membrane; intracellular membrane-bounded organelle.